This is a messenger RNA of Lates calcarifer (barramundi perch), 2457 nucleotides long. RefSeq names its product tumor necrosis factor receptor superfamily member 14. The record is from RefSeq and is a predicted model, not a curated record. NCBI's taxonomy places the organism in Eukaryota, Metazoa, Chordata, Actinopteri, Centropomidae. Gene Ontology annotation, biological process: defense response to Gram-negative bacterium; defense response to Gram-positive bacterium; signal transduction. The transcript is spliced from 10 exons. Gene Ontology annotation, cellular component: membrane; external side of plasma membrane. Gene Ontology annotation, molecular function: protein binding; transmembrane signaling receptor activity. Bases 1660 to 2421 code for a protein of 253 amino acids.
CCCAUCACUGAAAUUCAACCAGACUAGAGAUGUGCUGUUAUUCUCAACUUCAAUGUUUUGAAGUUGUUCAUAGAAAGUAGACAGGAACAGUUAUCCUGUGCUGUGGCCCUCUAACCUUUAAAUCAUCUACUGCAAAAAUGAAUAAAAAUACAUAUUUGUGAAAUAAUGUAAAAAAUGGUUUAGUAUGUCACGCUCAUGUUAGGUCAAAAAUUUGAUUGAUUGAGUAUGUUCAGACAGUGCAUACAGUUUGUCUCAUACUUUGGCAAGGAUGCCAAAAUGUGGGCCAACUGUUAAAAAUAUAUGUGAAUGGCUGAGGAAUGUGUCAGUUGUAGGGUCAAUGACAGCCAUUGUAGAUCUGGUCCCAGGCACAAAGUGACACACAGCAGACCUGCAGCUCUAUCACACUACUUCUACAGUUGUUAAUGGCUCACUUUGGUGUUGUAUAGCUCUGUAAACAUGAUGAUAACCAGCUGCUGCUCCAUGUUACUGAAUAAAGCUGUAAUGAUUGUACAUAGAAGGUGUGGAUCUAUCUGGUGAUAGACUGUGACCGUGGUCACUUUAGUUACACUAAAUGCUUAUUUUCCUCCAGGGCAAAGCAGGGAGCCCAAAUGUUCACUGUGCAGUAAUGACUGAUGUUAACACGAACCAACUUUGUUUGUGGAAAUGAAUCACUGAACUGUAAAGCUUAGUGAAUGAAGUGGCCUGGUUCAGACCUUUGUUUUGGUAUUAAAAUAAUGAAUAAAUAUAAUGAAUGAUAAAGUGGAGAGUAAAGUCAAGUUAGUCUGUCAGUUUUAUUCAAAUCACCCAAAACCACACAUUUUCCUGAGAGGGUUUUACAGUCUGUAAAGCAUAAGGGGGAAAAUUCCCCCAAAACACAUCACACAGCUCUCACUCACUGUUGUCCCAGUGUCAUGGUCCCUGACAUCCUGGAUAAGCUCUCAGGGCUGCUGCGUUCACUCACCUCCUCUACCAGCUGAGUGAUGGUCUGUGUGGGAACAGAUGAUACCUGCUCAUCAGCAUCAGAGUUGACCAGAUAGGAUUUUGACCAGCUUUUUUUCCUAUCCCCACACUGGCCUGUGGAGCAGGAUAUUUUUGCAGAAAUCUCCACUGCUGGCUCCUGACAAGCUCACAAUAUAAGAAAGUCCUUAGACCUUUGAAUUUCUUUAUGAUCUGUUUAGUUAAACAUUUAUCAAGUCAUAUCUUUAUUUUUGUCAAAAUGCCUUUAGUCACUUACAGCCAUGACUAUUUUAGUUCCUACUUCAAGCAUCCACUUCUCUGUGAAAACAAUAUGAAGUUGUUAUUUAUUUGUGUGAAUCUCUUCACAGUAAUAUCAUUACUUUCUCUCAGUUCUAGCUUAUAAUUGAACCAGUGACUGCGCAGGAGCUUCUCAGUUUCUUUCUUUUGGCUCAUGUGUCACAGAUUUCCCCUUUACCGCUCUUUGCAUUUUCACCAUUGCUCACACACCUGAUCUGAAUGUAUCGUGCUGUUUGCUUGGUUUUGUGAUUGUAAAUCCAGCAUGACACAUUUUAAAAAACCACACCUUUUCAGCACUCAGUUGAGCGCUGAGAUAAGGAACCUGCGCAGUUUGCCUCGCACCAGAGACGAUGUUCUCCUCCUGGUUUGGAUAAAGACUUGAAAACAACCAACCUGCCUUUCAAAAUGACUUCCAGAGGAAAACCUUUGACAGCUGCAUCUCUGUUGAUACUUUUGAUGAAAGUCUUCAGUGGAAACAGUCUGACAUGUCAUCCAGCAGAGUAUCAGACAGGGAAUGAAUGCUGUCCCAUGUGUCCACCUGGAAGUUGUGUUAAAACCAAUUGUACAGAGUUCAGAAGUACGUCCUGUCUGCCCUGCUUAGAGGGAACCUACAUGAAUCAACCUACUGAACGUACACAGUGUUUUCCCUGCACAAACUGUGACGCAGGUUCUGGUCUGAAGAUAAAGACUUCAUGUACAUCAACAUCAGAUACAGUUUGUGAACCACUGGAAGGAUUCUACUGUAUGGACGUCAAAGACAAAUGCUGUAUGGCAGCACAGAGACACAAACACUGUGAACCAGGACAAUACAUCAGUAAAAAAGGAACAGCCUCCACAGACACUGAGUGCUCUGACUGCACUGAUGGAACAUUUUCAAAUGGGACAUUUACAUCUUGUCAGCCACACACACAAUGUGAAUCAGUAAACCUUCAGCUGAUCAGACCAGGAACUGCUACAACUGAUGCUCAAUGUGGACACAGUUCAAACACGACAGUGACUGUGAUCAGCAUUGUAGUGCCUAUAGUGUUAUUAAUUUGCAUAUCUUUACCUAUAGUUUACAUUGUCAGAAAGAAGAGAAAAAGUCUAACAGACAACAAAGGAAAUACAAGAACUUCCACACAGGAAAAAGAAUACAGAGAUGGAAGAGAAGAACACUCCAUAAUAUGAACAGCAGCAGGAUCAGAGACAACCUGGAGAUAACAG